Molecule: messenger RNA, 2624 nt
Organism: Limulus polyphemus (Atlantic horseshoe crab)
Lineage: Eukaryota; Metazoa; Arthropoda; Merostomata; Xiphosura; Limulidae
Exons: 6
Coding region: 988-2163 (391 amino acids)
Biological process (GO): hemocyte migration
Cellular component (GO): membrane
Molecular function (GO): growth factor activity
Source: RefSeq, a predicted model, not a curated record
GCAAACGACAGUUCUAGUGGCACGUGACAGUGUUCUGUGACGUGAGAUGUGUCGUGACUUGCGAUAAAAUUGAAAAUGUAAUAGAAACUUCAGUACUUACAAGCUAAUAUCAACCCUUGAGACGCAGAGGCUCUACAUAAGCUUUUUAUUUGUCGAUCGCGGAAUGUGUGCAGGAUUUAAGCGUUGUUAAAUCAUUGAAGUUGUAAACUGACGUUUUAGUUAAUAAUCAGUAUAAUUAAAGGUUCUGUUUGGCUGCUAAGAUAGCAGGUUACUUCAAUUCGGUUACAAGGAUAACAGUAUUCAAAAUAAACAACGUUAAUGCUUUUAUGAAUAAAAUUGUACCAUAGUUUAUUCAAGCUUUUGCGUAUGUCAAGAACUGGUACGUUUUAAAACAAGGAAAUACGCUUUCCAUCUGCAGCAUUAGCUAGUACUGGUUUGUAAAUAUCGGUUCAGAAAGAAGAUUUUCUAAUGUGAAAAUGUUCAAUUAAUCGUCUCUCGUACAGGAAACCAAUUGUGUGUUUACUGCUAUAAAACGUAUAUUUUUCCACAAGUUGUUUCUAGUAACCAAAAUCUGGGUACUAAGGUUCUUUGUGUUUGCUACUAAUAGAGAAGGUUGUCUGCACAUAUUCGGUAAAUUUUCCAACCAGUGGUCAUUUGUUUUAUAUGUUUAUGGUCAGUUUAUUAUUCGCAUAGCCAAGUGAUAGAACAACAACAAAAAUCCGUGAAUUACUUUUGUUACAACUACGACAAUCAAGAGAAACACUACUAAAAUUAUCUUUGAAAUCCGAGAAUUUCAAAGUUGUUGGUUUUUUGUUUUGUUUUUUAAUAGAGAAUUUUCAAAUAUUCACGAAACAAGAAGAUCUGCUAAUAUUCAGCUCUCAGUUUGUUCCUAGUCGAGAAAUUCGGUGUAAAAAGGAGGUGUGCAAGAUCUUGGCGUGAAAAGUUGGUCAGUUAAUAAUAAUUCUUGUUUACUGCAACAACUGUGAGAUGAAUUAUUGGUGUACUUUAUUCGUUGCUAGGAGCAUUAAUAAUUGGAUGUGGAUUUUCACAAUAUCGUUUUUGUGGGUGUGUGGCUGGCAUGUACAGAAAGGUGUUUCAAACAGUAUGCCACGUGAAACGAGGCUACUCAGACGGCCAUAUCAUUCUACUCAAACCACCAACUCAGUAAAUGACCACUCUAAGACAGAAGAAGACUAUCCACGUGGGAAUUUUUUCAAAGAAGCACAACCCCAACUUUCAAAACUGGCCGAGUCAGAACUGUUGACUUCAUACAAACAGUUUUACCAGCACUUCUUUGAUAAAAAGGGAAUGAGUCAUCUAAAGAAAAAUUAUGAAUCCAAUAGUUUCCGACGUGUUACUAUUGAUCACAGUGCUCAACAAAAUGUAGAAGACAUCCGGCAGGCUAACGAACACUUUCUCCACAUCAGGCAGAAAGCACUUUGCCUAACACCUCGCCCCCUCGUGGUGGAUACUAAGGACUACUAUCCGGACCCCACUAAGAAGUACCUUCCAAGGUGUACUAUUCUACACAGGUGUACGGAAGACAGUGGGUGCUGUGGUGAUGAUCGAAUGAAGUGUGGCCCGAGAAAAGUCCAAGAAGUUACCCUAUAUUUUUAUACUCUUCGCGUCGGAAAGCAAGGCACAUAUGUAGAAUUAGACAAAGCUGUGGACAAACUGCUGUUUAUAAACCACACGGAAUGUGAAUGUCAAUAUAUCAAUAAGCAGACCUAUUUACAAGACGAUCCAGAAUCAGAUGCAAUUUUGAAUCAGAAUCUCGAAACAACCACUGAUCCUCAACACUAUUCAGUAUUAGAUAAUCCUUUACGCCAUCCACCAAACCAAGUGGAUUCCAAGUGUCGCGAAUGCCCUAUGCCAUUUUUCAGAAGAGAAUAUUUUGAUGGUAAAUGUAGCUGUGAUUGUUUCGAUCAUCAGAAACCUUGUAUUCGAAUAAAACGAGGUCGAAAUUCACUGUCUAAUACUGAGAAAAGGUGUGUUCGAACUGGUCAGUGUCAGGUCCCUGAGUGUGAGUAUGGUCACUACAACUUUACAAGAGGAAAAUGCCCUGGACGACCUUGGAAUUAUAGGAAAAGAAAUGAUGGCCGUAAAGAGAAGAGCAAAAAACAUCAUCCAUAUCAUAGAUGGUCAUUUUACGAGCGUGAUUAAUUUAGUAAAAUUCAAAUGUGCUUCGGUAAAAGCAAUGAAUAAAAGCUUCUAUUAUACGAAAUAGGAUAUAUAGAUGAAGUUUAUCUUUUAAAUCGAUGGACGCUGAAAAAUACAUUAAUUGAUAACCCAGCUGACGACUUUCACAAAGAGAGGACGCAUUUUCGCUCACUAAGGAUAAUAAAGAAUGUCAAGGGAAGGAUGAUUUUAAUGAAAUUCAGAUAUUCUUACCAAACAAAAAAAAUUACCUUUUUUUCUUAAUUUGCGUCUUUAUGUAUAUGCGUGCAUGGUUAUUGAUUAACUUCAUAAUAAUCUGACUGAAAGCUCAGUUUAUCCUGCAAUAUAUUAGCUCUUCAUAUCAACAAGUUCCUCUUCUUCUCUCCUGAAAAGAAUAUAUUUGUUUAUAUUAUACGUUUUUGCUUGACAAUUGUGACGAUCUCUAAUAAAUGAACAAUUAUUCUGUA